Cucurbita pepo subsp. pepo (vegetable marrow) is the source of this 2328-nucleotide messenger RNA. Lineage: Eukaryota; Viridiplantae; Streptophyta; Magnoliopsida; Cucurbitales; Cucurbitaceae. The record is from RefSeq and is a predicted model, not a curated record.
AUGAACUUUCCCACUUUUGUUCUUAUUUUGUUCGGGUUCUUUUGGUUAAUAUCACCUGCGAUUGCUAUCAAAAAGUCCUAUAUUGUGUUAUUAGGAUCUCAUGCACAUGGUUUAGAAGUUUCAGCCGUAGAUCUUCAAAGAGCGGUCGAUUCCCAUCACAAAUUGCUCGGAUCCUUCUUGGGGAGUUCUGGGAAGGCAAAAGAUGCCAUUUUUUACUCUUACAAGAACCAUAUAAAUGGGUUUGCAGCCAUUCUAGAUGAGGAGGAGGCCACCAAGCUUGCAAAGCACCCGGAAGUAGCAGCAGUGUUGCCAAACAAAGCGAAAGAAUUACACACAACUCGUUCAUGGGAGUUCAUGCACUUGGAGAAGAAUGGUGUUAGUCCCCCUUCUUCUCCUUGGAGGAAGGCUAAAUCAGGACGAAAUGUUAUUAUCGCCAAUCUUGACACUGGUGUAUGGCCGGAGUCCAAGAGUUUUGGAGAACAUGGCAUAGUUGGAGGUGUGCCAUCGAGGUGGAAAGGAGGCUGCACGGAUAAAACCCCUGAUGCAGUGCCUUGUAACCGAAAAUUAAUCGGAGCAAAAUAUUUCAAUCACGGGGUAAUUGCGUACUUGAAAUCUGAAAAUUUAACGAAAGAACUCUCAUUCAUCGUCAACUCCACGCGCGACUACGAAGGUCAUGGAUCCCACACGCUGUCGACGGCCGGUGGUAGCUAUGUCUCCGGCGUUAGUGUAUUUGGGUCCGGUAUCGGAACUGCCAAGGGCGGCUCUCCCAAGGCCCACGUCGCUGCCUAUAAGGUCUGCUGGCCGCUCCACGACACUGGUGGCUGCUUUGACGCCGACAUUGCCAAGGCAUUUGAUCAUGCCAUCCACGAUGGCGUCGACGUCCUUUCGCUUUCCCUCGGCAGUCCACCUGCUGAAUACUAUGAUGAUAUCAUUGCCAUUGCUUCCUUUCAUGCACUGAAGAAAGGAAUCCCUGUUGUGUGCUCCGCCGGCAACGAUGGCCCGAGCAUGGCGACUGUUUCUAAUACUGCUCCGUGGAUUUUGACGGUCGGAGCUAGCACUUUGGACCGUGAAUUUCAAGCCCCCAUUGAGCUUAGAAAUGGGAAACACUUCAAGGGGUCGAGCCUUUCGGGACCAUUAUCGGGAAGAAAGCUAUACCCAUUGAUAACCGGAGCUCAGGCAAAAGCGACGACCGCCUCUACUGACGAUGCCAUGCUCUGCAAGCCGAAAACUUUGGAUCAUUCUAAAGUGAAAGGGAAGAUCUUGGUUUGCUUGAGAGGGGAUUCUUCGAGAGUUGACAAAGGAGUGCAAGCCCUCCUCGCUGGUGCUGUCGGAAUGAUUCUCUGCAACGAUAGGCUUAGUGGAUUUGAGAUCAUCGCCGAUCCCCAUGUUCUUCCAGCUUCCCAUAUCAGUUACAACGACGGCCAAGUUGUUUCCUCGUACAUCAAUUCCACGAAAAAUCCAAUGGGGCAUUUGAUCCCGCCGUUGUCUAAAGUUAAUACCAAACCUUCUCCGACAAUGGCGGCUUUCUCAUCUAGAGGACCCAACAUGGUUUCACCGGAAAUUAUCAAGCCGGAUGUGACAGCGCCGGGAGUGAACAUAAUUGCGGCAUUCUCCGGCGCCGUGAGCCCAACAGGGGAGCCAUUUGACAAUAGAACAGUUCCAUACAUAACAAUGUCAGGGACCUCGAUGUCCUGUCCCCAUGUCUCUGGCAUUGUCGGCCUCCUUAAAGCUCUCCACCCGAAAUGGAGCCCUGCCGCCAUCAAAUCCGCCAUAAUGACCUCCGCCAGAAUUCGUGACAACACAAUGAACAUCAUGCUCGACGGCGGCUCCCCUAUCUUCGCUCCAGCCACCCCCUUCAUAUUUGGGUCAGGGCACAUUCGCCCCACUGGAGCCAUCGACCCCGGCCUUGUCUACGACCUUUCCCCCAAUGAUUACUUGGAAUUCCUCUGCGCUAGUGGCUACAAGGAGAAGAACCUUCGAGUAUUCGCUGAUGGCAAUUUCAAAUGCCCUAUUUCUAGUUCUAUUUUGAACUUUAAUUACCCUUCAAUUGGGGUUCAGAACUUGACGGGCAAUGUCACCCUUACUAGAAGGUUGAAGAAUGUUGGCAGGCCGGGGGUUUACAGAGUCAGGGUUCAGCAGCCGGAAGGAGUUAAGGUUUCGGUGAAGCCAAGCGUUUUGAAGUUUAAGAAGAUUGGAGAGGAGAAGAGGUUUGAAUUGACCAUGAUCGGAGCUAUGGCGAAUAGUCAAAUUGGUUACGGCACGCUGAUUUGGACCGACGGCAAGCACUUUGUUAGGAGUCCAAUUGUAGUUUCUUCCGGCUUUUUCUGA